Molecule: messenger RNA, 5808 nt
Organism: Dufourea novaeangliae
Lineage: Eukaryota; Metazoa; Arthropoda; Insecta; Hymenoptera; Halictidae
Gene: Cad89D
Product: cadherin-89D
Biological process (GO): homophilic cell-cell adhesion
Cellular component (GO): catenin complex; plasma membrane
Molecular function (GO): cadherin binding; calcium ion binding
Source: RefSeq, a predicted model, not a curated record
AUGGCGCGAUCUAGGAGGACCCCUUACGUGGAUUCACCGUGGAUCCACUAUCUUGCCGUGGCUAGCUUUCUGGUGCUCUUCGCUGGAAUCGACCAUGUGACAGGAUGUCAGUUCUAUCCUAUAGGGGAGUAUCUGAAGUUCGUGCGAGUACCAGAGAACUUGGCAAAAGGAACAGAAGUCUUGUCAUUAGAGGCUCAUCCGAGGAAUCAUCUUUCGAUUAUGCCGGUGGAUAGGGAUGAAGACGCCCGUUUCUUCGCGUACAAACAGACGAACAGGACCCACAUCUCCUUGGUACUGGCCCAGUCCCUGGAGGAGCUGGUGGACACGGAAUCACCUAGAAACCUGCUCAAGUUCCGCGUGGUCUGCGAUUACAGCGAUGGCGGUGAUUCCCUGGUGACAUCGCACCUGUCAGUGACGGUCUACGUGGAGGACAUAAACGAUCAUGCCCCGCAAUUUGUCGAUGCGCCUUAUCACGUAACCGUGGACGAGCUUACGCCAGUCGGUGUCACGAUAUUUCGUGGGAUCCACGCGAUCGACGGGGACAAGCCGAACACGCCGAACAGCGACGUCCACUACGCGAUAGUGAAAGGCAACGAGCAGGGCAAAUUUUCACUAGAAUUCGGCCACAGAACCGCAGGCGAUCGCGAGUUCACGCUGGUCAUCGCGGCCACGGACCGCGGCGUCCCCGCCAGGACCACCAACACCACCGUGAGAAUAACGAUCGUGGAUAACGACGAUCUCGAUCCCAUGUUCACGCGGGACGUGUACAAGGCGAAGAUUCAUGAAUUUUAUCCUAUGCCGGAGUACCCGAUCUUCACGCAGAUCAACCUCACGACCCCGAUCCAGGCCACAGACUGCGACCGGGACCUCAACGUCCCAGUUCGCUACGACAUAAUAUCCGGCAAUGAGCGCGGUUUCUUUCACCUGGACCCAAAAAACGGCACCUUGUUCAUCAAGCGAGCGAUCAACCUGGACGCUGAGAAGAAUCUACCAUCGAACACCUUCGCAUUACAAAUCCACGCGUCACAAGUGGACAAUCCGUUAAAAACCGCGGGCGCCCGUGUCGAAGUAGAGGUGUUGGAUCUGAACGACAAUCUGCCCGAGUUCGAGGUGGACCUGUACAACAUUAGUAUUGUGGAGAACCUGCCUAACGGGUUCAGCGUGUUGCAAGUGAUCGCGCGCGACAGAGAUCAAGGGGAAAAUGGUCAGUUCGAUUACGAACUACAGGACCCAUCCGGCGCCUUCUCCGUGGAUCCAAAAUCAGGUUGGCUGACGGUGAAGGAUCAGUCGGUCCUGGAUCGCGAAAAGAGGGACCACCUGCGGAUGAAAGUUCUAGCUAUCGAAAGGAGACCUAGCGUCGUCCUUGGAGAUGAUUCUCGAAGAGCCAAUGGAUCACUGGUGGAUGUAGAGGUUACUUUACUAGACGCCAAUGAUAACAAUCCUAUUUUCGUACCUGGGAAUCUGUAUGAAUUGGUCGCCAGGACCGACUAUAAGGUGGGCACCGUGCUGGGCCAGGUCCACGCGGUGGAUGAGGAUCUAGGUCCCAACGGGAUGGUCAAGUACAGACUCCAGAAACCGGGUAACUCGACGACUCGUACGCCACCGUUUCAUGUGGACGAGAUCACCGGUAUGAUUACUGUGGCAGAGAGUCCGAUUCAGGAAGGAAGACACGCGAUUUUCGUGGAGGCCGCGGAUCAACCGGCGAAUCCGAGCGAGAGACGAUUCUCCCUGGCUGUGGUCACCGUUGAUGUUUUCCGAUCGAACGGUCCAGAGUCAUUGGAACCAGACUUUAUCGGGGCUCCUUAUGAAUUUUGGGUCGGUGCCAAUGUUCCAGUCGGCACAAGCGUCGGUCAAAUCCGCCUGAACGAUGCAGUAAAGACAAACGAUUUGAUCUAUGAUCUCCUUCACAGCUACGAACAAGGGGUUCCGUUCGCGGUGGAGGAGCGCUCCGGAACGAUCACCGUCGUCGAGGAGAUCGAGCGGUUCGACCGGUCUACGUACGACUUCGAGGCGGUCGUUACAGACGAGAGGCAGCUAAUGCUAAUCACCAACGUCUCGAUCCAUGUGGUCGAUCCUAACGAUGAGAGGGGUAUCUUCACGAAGGGAACGACCACCGCUCCAUUGGUCUUCCACGCCAAGGAGAACGUUCCUGGCACGUACAUCGGGCAGGUGCUUCCGCAAAACAGCACCGCCGGCACGUCCACCAACGUGGGCACACGGUUUUUUAUCGUCAAUCAGCAAGACGUACCCGAUAUCUCGAUCACGGAGGACGGGGCUCUGUACGCGCCGCAAGGCCUCGACCGCGAGACCAGACAGAAUUAUAGCAUCACCGUAAUUGCGGAAAGUCCCCGAGGGGUCGGAGUUUUCCAAGUGACUGUCAUUGUUAUCGACGAGAACGAUCAUCCGCCGAUGUUCACGUCGUCCUUAUACGAAGGACGAAUUCUCGAAAACAGCCCCCCAGGGACGAAAGUCAACUUGUCAAUUCCUAUCGCAGCCACGGACCAAGACGAAGGUAUCAAUCAAAACUUCGUCUUCAGUCUUCACGGUCCAGGGAAUGAGCUUUUCCGAAUCCAUCCCACGACUGGCUUAGUCUACUUCGACGGGAUCGAUGAUCGUACUCUGGACAGAGAGGCGAAAGCGAACUACACCUUCAAAAUCGUUGCUAAAGACAAUGGAGGGCUCACGUCGGAAUCGGAGCUGAGGGUAUCAGUGACCGACGUGAACGACAAUCCCCCGAGCUUCAUCAGAAUGAUCGUCCUGCCGGAUCAGGGCGUUCGCGUCUCGAACGAGCCAGAUACCGAAACGCCUUUCGAGAGGAACGACGUGUUCGAUAUGAGCAGCGAGCCCGUCGCCGCCGGAACCGGGUCCCCCAGCAGCCGUCGUUCGCCCCUUCUUCUCGUGCCGGAAAACGCGACGAUCGGCGCCCCGAUAAUACGCUUGCUAGCGGAGGACAAGGACGAGGGAGGGAACGCCGCGAUAACGUACACUCUGGGGAACGAGACGACUUCCGGUGACGACGUACGAUUGCGAAGGUUCGACACCACAAGCCGAAGAUAUUUCCACCUGGAUCCAAGGUCGGCCGAGAUAUCGGUCGCCAGAGGACUUCCGGCUGAGAGGAGCAUACGUUUGUUCGUUCUGGCGAAGGACAGCGCCGGCCUAUCCGACAACAUCACCAUCAGGAUCCAUGUGGUGGACGUGAACGAUCAUCCACCAAUCUUCGAUAAGUCCUGGUACACGUUCGACGUGUCAGAAGGCACCUAUGCGGGCUAUGCGGUUGGCACGGUUCGUGCUGUUGACUCUGACUUCGGUACCAAUUCCAAUGUCAGCUACGAACUGGUCUCCGGCAGCGAGAACCUGGAAAAUCCUCAGAACGAUUCGAGGACAUUUGAUGUAGCACCCUACGAAGGGAUCAUCAGAGUUAGUGGGGUGCUGGAUAGGGAGAGUAUGAGCACCCAUCGUCUCGUGGUCAUAGCCAGAGACAAUGGGUCCCCUCAGCUAAGUUCUACAGUGGAGAUAGAAGUGAAUGUCCUGGACGUAAACGACAACGCACCUAUGUUCUAUGGUUACGACGAGACCGAGAACGACGAGUUUGGGGACAUUCUACCUGUCUACCACGCGUCCAUCUUCGAGAACAGUCCUGCAGGCAGUCAAGUGAUCAAGGUGCAUGCCAAUGACUCCGACUUCACUGGAAACGGGAACGGUUUGAUUCUCUUCGAUCUAAGCCAUCAGGGCCAGCCUGAGAAGCAAUACUUCGCCAUAGAUAGUAAAGAGGGUCUGAUCACGACGAUCGGGAACAUAGACUACGAGACCCAAAAGAUGCACCGUCUGCUGGUGACCGCUAGCGAUCUAGGAUCACCUGUGAGCCUGACGUCUACAGCAGUGGUGCUAGUCACAGUGUUGAACAUGGAUGAUGACCAGGACGAGACUAGUAACGAGGUACCGAGGACCCCCGCGUUCCGACAUCGGUACUACGAGGUGGAGAUCGAGGAGAAUGUUGAUAUCCCUGUUGAGGUAGCUCAGCUGGACACGAUCGACGGCCAUCAAGGUGAUCAUAUAAGAUACAGCAUCGUCGCCGACGACUCGAACGCCAGGGAACACUUCUCGAUAGAUCCGAAGAACGGCUCGCUGUAUCUGACGACGGACGCGGACAGAGAGGUGAACGAUCGAUACGAGGCCAAGGUCAGAGUAGACAGGGUGAAGAUUGGUCGCGGGAUACCCGUGAUGAUUUACCCAGUUGUCGGUGAAAGGCUGAAUGGUCUGGCGCCUAACGAGGCCAGGGUCGUUGUCAGGGUGAAGGAUGUUAACGACAAUGCGCCCAGAUUCAAGUCAAAGGGCCGUCCCAUCCUCGCCGCGAUACCGAGCACUGCCCAUUAUGGGUAUGAGGUCGUCAAAGUGGAGGCGGACGAUCCAGACGAGGGAGCGAACGCCGAGAUCCGGUACCAGAUUCUUGGCCGGGAAGACGCCCCACGGUUUGCCAUUGACCCACUGAGCGGUCAAGUACGGUCCGUGGCGAGUUUUGGCCGUGACGCUGGACGCGUUUUCGGCUUCGACGUCAAGGCCACCGAUAGACGGGGCGCCGAGAACGGACGCAGUAGCAUUGCGAAUGUCUUUGUGUACGUGCUGGAUGACCAGAAACAGGUCGUGAUGGUCGUUGGACGGAGACCGAUGGACCUGGAACCGCAGCUCGAGAACAUCACCGCGGUACUGCAAAAUGUGACUGGUUUGGACGUUCGUAUCAGAAAGUUGGAGCCACACAUUGAAAAGAAUUUGAUUGACACCAUGUCCACGGAUGUCUACCUUUACGCCAUCGAUCCUCAUUUAAAUGUCAUGAUAGAUAUGGAUACCUUGCACAACGUCUUUCACACAAAGAAAAAGGAGAUCAAACGUGAGUUGAACGAGUUCGGUGUCCUGGAGAUCGCCGGAAAUUCCCCGCGUCGUGGUAAUCAACGUUACCUGUUGUCCACCCUCGAAGUGGGCGUCGUGGUGCUCGGAUGCGUCAUCUUUGUCGGCGCUCUCGUCACUGCCCUCUGCGUUACUUGUGUUCGCCGAAAUAAACGUCGGAAACGUCGGCAGAAAGCAAUGUUCUCGACGACCAGCCCGAUUGGUUUCGCAUUGGCGGAUCCGUCCUCGUCGUUGCAGAAGCCGUCGCUCUUCCCGACCUUCGUCGACGGCCUUCACUACGACCCGGAGCCGUUCUGCACCGACAUGCCCAGACGACAGAGCAUCUGCGAGCACGGAGCCAACUGUGCUCGCUUCCACACGAUGGGCGGCGGUAGUAGUAAGCACGGAGGGAGGACGAGAGGGACCCCGAAAGGCCUCGAGGCAUCCGCGACGUCCUUGCAUUCCAGCGGUCAGGAUUCUGGGAUCGUGGCGCGCGCCUCCUGCCACUGCAGUCACUCGUCGAGCCCCUCCAGCGGCGAGAGCAGCAAUGGCUACGAAGACUCUCUGAAGUCUUUGCAGCGCCGCGAGAGGGGAAACGACGUGUCACGUGGAAGUCACGACACCUCCAGCAUCGUCGGAAGACGCGCGAAUCAGGCCAACACUCGGAGACGACAACGUUUCAACUCGUUAUCGAACGGGGAAUCCGUUUAUUCUCAUGAGAUGACGUUGCAGAGGGAGCAACGUUGUUGUGCCGGGACCGAGAAACGCCGGAAGAACGAGGGGCACACGCGCGAGCAUCGCCGCGCGCAUUCCGAGGCGGAAAACAAUAUCACCGAAACAGUGAUACAAGAGCAUCCCGGAACCGAGAUCACGCUGUCGAGCUCGCUGCAGAACAGUUCGAGCAUUCACGGUGAGCCGCUUGAAUGA